This is a messenger RNA of Eupeodes corollae, 2050 nucleotides long. RefSeq lists its product as uncharacterized. The coding region runs from base 351 to 1973 and encodes 540 amino acids. The record is from RefSeq and is a predicted model, not a curated record. Lineage: Eukaryota; Metazoa; Arthropoda; Insecta; Diptera; Syrphidae. Gene Ontology annotation, biological process: positive regulation of neuron differentiation; negative regulation of Notch signaling pathway. Gene Ontology annotation, cellular component: nucleus. The transcript has 2 exons. Gene Ontology annotation, molecular function: transcription corepressor activity; DNA binding.
AUCAUCAGACUUUAACAGGUAGAAAGGACCAAAAGGAAAGGAUACUAAAGCCAAAGGUUAUUAGAUCAACUUACACAUUCGCAAUAUAUCUUCUGCAAAGCAAUAAAAUUGCUAGAAACUUAAAAAGACACACAUAAUAUAAAUUAUUUAGCACCUUAAAAAAGAAUAUCAUAUUCAUUUCAACAUUAAACUGGGAUUAUACAGCUGAAAGGAAAAAGGGACAAAAACUCUGGUGUUAACAAAAAUAAUCCUAUUUAAAGGAAGCGGAAUAUUUUAACGCCACUAAUCGAGUCAAUGAAUUAAGAGUGAUAGGACAUAAGAACGGAAGUAGAAGACAAACUCUCAAAAAUAUGGCAGCCCCCAUGCACUUUCGAAAGCGACAGCUUCUGGAGUAUCAGAUUCAAGCAAAUACAACACCACAAUCAAAUGCACAACAAUCAGACGUAAACGAAUUAAACGUCAACUUAAUCAAUGAACCUCUUAUAACCUUCGAAUAUCCCCCAUCGCCAUCAUCAAUGGGAUCAGAGAAAUCAACACCUACAAAAUAUGAUAACACUCCUCCCAGAGUUAAUUUCUCUGAUACAAACGAAUAUUCAACUGAGCAAAUGCAAAUUUUAGCCAAAAACACUGUAGCACUACUGGAAAUGGAAAAUUUAUCACCAAAAUCGACCAAAGAUGCUCAGAAACUAACAGAAAUUGCAGAAUCUCUAACAGCACUUGAAAACUUUUCACAUAACCCAAACGUUCAUUUUAAUAACUAUCAAAAAGGAUUUACCUAUGACGCUUCAACUCUAAUUCAUUUUGCUUACAAUCUCAAACAAACAAUUGAAGAAUAUAUUAAACAUGAAAUAUCGAACGCUUCAGCUAACAAAGCAUCACUAUCAACCCUCAUCUUGGCCAAAUUAAAUCAACUGAGAGUAAAUGCUCUACUUAAACCAAAAAAAUGUGUAGAACAGUUGCCAUUCGAUCGGUCUCAUUGCCCACCUAAUCAAGAAUCAGAGUUAGUGCCCGAGGAUUUGUCGUUGAAACGAAAAGAGCAUGAUUACCAAUCUAGCUAUGACGAACCAACAUCAGAAAUGGACUACGAGGAGUCAAAUCUCGUAAUAGAUGAAUCCUAUGUUGAAAUUCUCACUGACGAUGAUGACAACAAUCAUGAAAUAACAAUAGUUGAAAAAAGUAAAUCCAAAAAACGAUACACAAGGCAAGGACUGCAGCAAAUAGCAACUCGAAUUUCUGGAAUCUUUUCAUUUAUAAAUCGAACCCAAACACGAAUGGAAGAACUCAUGAGAAGAGGCAUAAAUGUGUAUGAAAAAUCAACACAUUCUUCAAAAAAAUCUAAGAAAAAAUCCAAAAAAUCUUCAAAAUCAUUAUCUAACACCCAAGUGUCAAAAAGUGUACCCAAUAGUAAUACACAACUUAAGCCAUUCAACAGACUAACGGAAAUUUCUACCCCAGCGGAGACAUCGGUACAAAAAUACCUGCCAAGUAGUAAUGGAAACAGACCUUUGCCCAUAUACAAACCAAAACCAUGGACCAAUGGGUUGGGUGAUGAUAAAAAAUACAAUAAAAAUUAUCCAAUCCCAUGUCCUUAUGAUGACUCCAGACUCAUCAUCGGACCCAAUGGAACAACAAUUUUGAAAACCGAAUGGGCUAAGGUCGAUUGGGAGCAAACACCACCAGCGAUAACAAGAAAAAUCCUCAUGACCCUAUUUGAUCGGGACUUUUUAGCAACACAUAGCCUAACAGGCAGACCAUCGCCGGCUUUCUUAGAUCUUAACUAUCCGGAGAAGAAACCAUUGGACACAAAAAUAGUUGCCGAUUUGGUUGAUCUAGUAACGAGUCGAACAAUUGCCACUGCAAAAGAAGUUCGAAUGGCCAUAACAACAAAAUGUGCGGAUGAGUCUAAAAUGCGACGAUGCCGCGAAACGAGGCUAUUAAAACAAAAUGAGAAUAUAAGAAUCAGACCGUAUUGAGUCUAAAGAGUUUAUUUGUAAAGCUACCCAGUAAAAUUUUUCCACAGGGAAAAUAAAUAUUAAUGUUGUAAAUGAAA